CUAAACCUUCUCCAACUGCCACUAGCGGAGCUCCCAAUGCUGUGAGUUCUCAUCCCCAAAUCCUUUUCUUCGUUCUGCAACAAAAACGCCUUUUAAUUAAUCAACAAAUCACCAUCCAUCGUUUUAAGGAGCAUUCAUCGACGAUUCGUAAAGUUUAAUAUCCCAUAACGGUCGUGAUCCUCUUGUUUCUCUGAUUCUCUUAUUGAGCCUCUCACUCCCUCCAACAUGGAGAUUCCACUCGCAUUUUAUCAAAGCUUAAGGUUAGAAGAUAACCCGAGCAAAGACUCCUCUAAUUCCAAUCCCAGUGUUUUCAAUUUCCCGCGGUUUUCUAGAUACGAUUUCUCGCUCAGUCGAAGAAGAUGGAACAACCCAUUUGCCAAAAUCACUUGUUCUUCUCUAGUUCAAGGGCUGAAACCAAAGCCCAAGCUGAAACCUGAACCAAUUAGAGAAAUCGAUCAAGGAUCCAAAGAUCCGGUUUUUGAUGAUACCCAGAUCAGGAAAUCUGCUGUCGCGAUCUGUAGUCAGAUCGAAAAGUUCGUCUUGUGUAAUAGGUUAAGGGAAGCAUUUGAAUUGUUUGAGAUUUUGGAGAUUAGAGGUAGUGUUCGUGUUGGGAUUAGUACGUACGAUGCAUUGGUGAAAGCUUGUAUUCGUCUGAAAUCGAUUCGGUGUGUGAAAAGGGUUUACGAGUAUAUGAUAAGUAAUGGGUUUGAGCCGGAGCAAUACAUGAUGAACAGAAUCCUGAUGAUGCAUGUGAAAUGUGGGAUGAUUAUCGACGCACGUAGGUUGUUCGACGAAAUGCCCGAGAGAAACUUGUUCUCUUACAACUCCAUUAUCUCUGGGUUUGUUAACUUCGGUAACUAUUUAGAAGCUUUUCAACUGUUUAAGAUGAUGUGGGAAGAGCUUUCCGAUAGUGAGACUCACACGUUCGCUGUGAUGUUACGUGCAUCGGCUGGUUUAGGGUCUAUUGAAGUGGGGAAACAGUUACAUGUCUGUGCGUUGAAGUUAGGAGUAGUUGAUAACACGUUUGUCUCGUGUGGGUUGAUCGAUAUGUAUAGCAAGUGUGGGGAUGUUGAAGAUGCUCGAUGUGUUUUUGAUGAUAUGCGUCAGAAGACCACAGUUGCUUGGAAUAACAUUAUAGCAGGUUAUGCGCUCCAUGGUUACAGCGAGGAAGCCAUGUCUUUGUUGUAUGAUAUGCAAGACUCCGGUGCAUCUCUUGAUCAGUUCACACUUUCAAUAAUGAUAAGAAUUUCUACAAGGCUUGCGAAGGUUGAGCUUACUAAGCAAGCCCAUGCUACACUGAUUCGUAAAGGGUUUGAGUCGGAGAUCGUGGCGAACACGGCUCUUGUGGAUUUUUAUAGCAAAUGGGGUAGAAUAGAUACUGCUAGAUAUGUAUUUGAUAAGUUGCCGAGGAAAAAUAUAAUCUGCUGGAACGCUUUGAUGGGUGGAUAUGCGAAUCAUGGUCGAGGAGCAGAUGCAGUCAACUUGUUUGAGAAGAUGCUUGCAGCAAAAAUCACUCCAAACCACGUCACAUUCCUUGCUGUUCUAUCAGCUUGCGCUUACUCAGGGUUUUCUGAACGAGGGUGGGAAAUUUUUCUAUCGAUGAGUGAGGUUCACGGGAUCAAACCAAGGGCGAUGCACUAUGCUUGCAUGAUAGAGAUUUUGGGUAGAGACGGUUUAUUAGAUGAAGCCAUUGCUUUCAUCAGAAGAGCUCCUUUAAAACCGACGGUUAACAUGUGGGCAGCGCUCUUGAAUGCAUGUAGGAUGCAUGGGAACUUAGAGCUCGGAAGAGUGGUCGCUGAGAAACUCUAUGCAAUGGAACCUGAGAAGCUCGGAAACUACGUUGUGAUGUAUAAUGUGUACAACAGUAUGGGAAAAACUGCAGAAGCUGCAGGAGUUUUGGAUACGUUGGAGAGUAAAGGUUUGAGAAUGAUGCCGGCUUGUACUUGGGUUGAGGUUGGUGAUCAGACUCAUAGUUUUCUUUCAGGAGACAAGUGUGAUUCUUACAAUGACACAGUGAAAAAGAAAAUAUACCAAAAAGUUGAUGAACUGAUGGAAGAAGUUUCCAAGUAUGGGUACUCGGUGGAGGAGACAAACCUUCUAUUGGACGUUGAUGUAAAAGAAGAGCGAAAUGUAGUGAGAUAUCACAGCGAGAAGCUUGCGAUAGCUUAUGGAUUGGUGAAUACGCCGGAAUGGAAUGCAUUGCAGAUAACUCAGAACCAUAGGAUAUGCAAAGACUGUCACAAGGUGAUUGAGUUUGUAUCUUUGAUUACAGGAAGAGAGAUUGUAGUGAGAGACGCUAGCAGGUUCCAUCAUUUCAAAGAAGGGAAGUGUUCUUGUGGAGGAUAUUGGUGAAUGAGGAUGGGGCCUAGGAAGUAGAAACAGAGGUCCAUUUUCGUAGUGAUAGGUUAAGCAAGGGCGUUGUUUUCUUUUCGUAAUUUGCGCUAAAGAUAUAUGUAUAACAGAGGGGAAAUAGUGUGAUCAUGUACCGGUUUAGAUGCUUGUUUCUGAUUUUUUAUCAAUAAAGGUAAGAGCUUUGUUAUUACUGCCUAUAGCACAAAAGACUG
Molecule: messenger RNA, 2564 nt
Organism: Eruca vesicaria subsp. sativa (arugula)
Lineage: Eukaryota; Viridiplantae; Streptophyta; Magnoliopsida; Brassicales; Brassicaceae
Source: the annotation of a GenBank genome assembly